Molecule: messenger RNA, 4209 nt
Organism: Ambispora gerdemannii
Lineage: Eukaryota; Fungi; Glomeromycota; Glomeromycetes; Archaeosporales; Ambisporaceae
Source: the annotation of a GenBank genome assembly
AUGGCAUCGCCGACAUUAUUUUUGGCUUCUCAAUCAAGGAAGAAAAAGACGUCAUCGAAAAUACAAAAAAACGUCGAGUGUCAGGUAAAACUGCCAGCGCCGGGAUCAAUCCCUGCGGAGAAUUUAUUUAACAAUUCGAAAAAAGAGGAACUGGAAGCUUUAGCUGAUUGGAAUUUAAGAGAAGAGGCGAAUUUUCGUGAGCUGACGACCAAGCUCGAUAUUUAUCAAAUAUCACCGUUUGCCGACGAGGAUAAAGGCGACUACAUUGUUCGUAAUCCUUACAUCAAAGAAAAGAGACAACAUAUUGCUGACACAUUCGAUGCUCUUAAUGGCAAAAGACCGAACAUCAGCAAGGAGGAAUUUGAGCAGCUACAAAACACCUUUACAAAGGGUACGGAACGCACCAAAUCUCGAGGUUCCAAUGCGGGCGUAUUAAAUGACAAAUUUCAGUUUCCACCUCGAGAUAACAUUACAAAAACAACCACGACAUCAUCGUCGUCAAACACAGGUAAAGAACAUCAUACCACCACAAGAACAGGCAUACUCAAUGAUGAGAACAAGGAGACUGAUACUGAGGACGAUGAAAAGAAAGAAAAGUCUCGUAGAAGACAAAGUAAUCUUAAUAUUUUUGCUAAAGAAUUCAAACCAACCUGGACUUCCGCUGAUGCCGCUCAAUCCAUGGAGAAUGGAUCUAAUAUGAACGGUGAAGUGAAUGAUCAACUCGCUUCCAAUGCCUUAAAAAAGAAACCACAGCGUAGUAACAGGCCCAGAAUCUCUGCUGACUUGACACAGCAGCCAAUUAUCGAUCCUGCCUAUGGAUAUCCAGCUAAUGGUUUUGAGGGUACUUUUUUCAUACCGCCGCCGCCAACCCCGCUUCAAUAUGUUGAAGCCCCGACUAAUUGGGAAGCGCAUUACUCCAAAUUGACUGGGGAGGUAGCCGCUCGCGUUGAAGAAAUUGUUCAAACCCAACUAACAAAAUUUUUCAAAGAUCCUCCGUUACAAAUAAAUCAUAACAACAAAUCACCAGUUACUUCUUCAUCAACCAGUGAAAGAAAACGUGAAGGGGCGGAUUUGAAAAAAGAGGAGAUUGAGCUUCAAAAAUUACGUGAGGAACUGCUGCAAGAAUUGCAAGGAUUGCAAGGAUGGAGAAGUGAUCAUCAAAAGAUAGAAAAAUCAUACAAAGAGCUUUUUCUGCGACACGAAGAAAUACAGAAUCGACAGCUUAAUCAACUAGCUGAAGCCAAUAAUUAUAUUAAAUAUCAUACUGAAAUUCAGAAUAAACAUAAAGAUUUACAAUUUGAUCUGCAUCAAAUUCAAAAAGAUAUUAAUGAUUUCAAUGAGAUCCAAUCACGGUUCAGGGAACUACAAACCGAGCACAAACAACUACAAACCGAGCACAAACAGCUACAAUUACGACAACAUCAAUUCGAUUCCGAAAUGACACGACAACAAGAACUACAAAAUCAACUGCAUAUAGUUGACAGUGAACUUAGAAAAUAUCGAUCACAAAAUGUCGAUCUUGCCAAUGAAAACGCGAAACUCUCUGAAGAAAAUCGGACCAACAAGUUGAAACUUCAGCAAGAUAUCGCCGAAAUAAAGAAUCGUGAAAGUCAACUUGCUGCUGAACUUUCAAAGGCACAAAAGAGAGAUUCGUCGACUUACCACUCAUUGGAGAAUGAGUUAAGACAGGCACACGAGGAAUUGCAGAAGUUAAAAGGCCAAAUGCAAAUUCAAGAACACGAAUUUCAGUCACUUGAGAAAAAAUACCGUGACCUAAUUCAAGAGAACACGACUUUAAAGAUUAAGGACGAAACAUGGCGCAAUCAACACACACAGUGGCAGGAAACAGAACGCAAUCAGCAGCAAGAUCUUGAAGAUCUUCGACGUCAUGUGCGAACCUUUGAAUUAAAAAUAGGCGAGUCAGAACUCCAAAUACGACAACAAGCACGACAAUAUAGUGACAGUUAUAAAACUUUAAAGGCUAAAGAGGAGGCACUCCAAGCACAAAAUCAAGAAUACGAGAGAUCAUUGAAGCAGUUUGAAGGUUUGCAAGAGCGGCAAAUGGCCAUAGAAAAUGAAGUUACUAGGACCAAACAAAGUAAUCAUGAAUUACAACAAAAUUAUCGUGAAUUACAACAAAAUAAUCAUGAAUUACAACAAAAUUAUCGUGAAUUACAACAAAAUAAUCAUGAAUUACAACAAAAGAAUCGUGACUUGCAAUCAAAAGUUGAUAUUCACAAGAACAAUGAAAGUGAACAAUUACGUACUAAAACCACAGAGAUUGAAUCACUUAUCCAAGAGAAUCAAACUCUACGAACGAAAAAUAAAGAGAUUGAAAAGAAUCGAACUGAUCUCAGUGAUCUACGUCUUCGAGAACAUGAGGCUAUGAAAAAAGAGAUUGAGACACUCGAAGAAAAAUUAUCAAAACUUCAAGUUGAAUCCGAACACAGUCACAUUGAAAAUGUGAAACUUCGUUCUCAAACUAAACACAUGGGAGAACGCAACACUUUUCUCGAGAGUAUCGCCCAACGAAUCAAUGAGUCGGAGAAAAAGGCUGAGAAAAAGGCUGAAGAAAGCGAAAAUUUGCGUAAACGUUAUAUCACUCAGCAAUCGGAACUUGAUCGUAUACGCACCAAAAUCCAGGAAGACGAACAAGCUUCCAAAGAGAAGGAGAAGCGCAUCAAAGAUCUGGAGAAGCUGUACAACAAUAAAGAACGAGAUGUCGCGACGUAUAAAUCUGAACUUGACUCAGAAAAAAAGAAAAAUCGAUUUUUAGAGGAUGAUUUAUAUUCAUACAAAUCCAAAUAUAUGGAGGAAGUUAGCAAAGUCAAACAAGAAAAUGAAAAAUUACACAGAGACAUUGAAAAUCAAAAAUCACGAAUGCAAAAAGAAAAUAGUAACCUCUCUAGCUUAGAAAGUGAAAAAAAUCAAUUGUUAAAUGAAAAUAAAAGAUUACAAGGAGAGAUGGAAAAUGAGAAAACCAGAUUGAAGAGUGAACUUGAGAAACUUCAAAGGGUUGAAAACGAACGAUCGAAAUUGCGAAAGGAGAUUGAAAUCCUGAAAACGAAUGAAGCUGAAAUGAGCAGAUUGCAAAUCGAAAUUGCUAAAAUAACCAGUGAUAAAUCACAUUUGGAAACUGAAUUAGGACGAGUGAGAGAAGAAAAUAAACGUCUUCAACAAUCGUCAAUAAUCGCUCAGCAACCUACGAAUAAUAAUAGUAAUAGCUAUUUUCCAUCAUUACAGCAUACUAAUAGCUAUCCAUUUUUGCAGCACACAAAUACACAAUCUUCAACGGUAGUCUCUUCGCCGCAACCGCAAGUCAAUAAUCACUAUAAUCCAUCAAUAUCUCAAAUGGCUCCUGCUCAAUCUCCAAUAAGUGCUCAACAACCUAAUAAUAAUGCUUAUUAUAAUUCUCAAUCUGCUCUGCCUAUGCCACAACAACCUAUCAAUAAUCAAUAUAUACCCCAGAAAAGUGCACAACCUCCAUCUUUGACUUCACUGAAUCCUCCUCAGCAACCUGUGAAUAAUAAUUAUCACGUACCACCACCACUGAAUUCUCCUCAGCUGCCUGUGACUAAUCAUUAUUAUAUAUCAUCACCACCACCGCAGCCACCAAUAUCUCAAACCCAUAAUCAAAUGCCAACCACCACACCAAUAUCUCAAACCCACAAUCAAAUGCCAACCACCACACCAAUAUCUCAAACCCAUAAUCAAAUGUCAACCACCACACCAAUAUCUCAAACCAAUAAUCAAAUGCCAACCACCACACCAUCCACUUUACAACAGCCUGUCAAUAUUCCACCAAUACCUCAAGUAAACAAUUACGAGUCUUCUCAAAUCAACGAUGCUUCUUCGUAUUUGACCAGCUCUGCAGAUCCAACAAUUGAUGACAGACGUGUCGCGCAAGAACAACUUUUUGCUGAACUUGAUCCUACCCCCCAAGUAAAUCUUCCAACCUCCUCAGAUACUAAGAGUCGAACUGGAUCGCCCACACACAGCCGAAAUAAUUCAAGACAAUUGAAUAAAAAGGAUAAAAACGCAAACAAAAAACCGAAGAAUCGUAAACCUCAAGGUUCUAAAUCUUCUAAGUUGCAAGCUAAUGCUAGUAAUAGAACUGAGACUAAUACUACCACCGCCGAUGAUUCCACAAGUGAUCCGGCCAUUACCUGGAGGAAGAAAGAAAAUCUCGUCAACACUACCUGGUGGUGA